Messenger RNA from Haliotis rubra (blacklip abalone), 1909 nucleotides. RefSeq lists its product as uncharacterized. The transcript has 8 exons. Bases 375 to 1802 code for a protein of 475 amino acids. The record is from RefSeq and is a predicted model, not a curated record. NCBI's taxonomy places the organism in Eukaryota, Metazoa, Mollusca, Gastropoda, Lepetellida, Haliotidae.
UUUACCAUUAUUGAAAAUGGCUCUGGUGAUAUAUGUAAAAGCCUUUAUCUCGUGAGGUGAGAGUCCCUCGAACACAAAUGGAGCACAUGUUGCCCGGUUAUUUAGGUAAAAAAAUCGCGAUGCAGAGUUUGGGCUAAGGGCAUGGCGGCACCCGCUAAUUGAGGGUUCGAAUCCAGAUUAUGGUCGUAGGUUUGUCAGCAAGACAGUGGUAAAGAUCUGAAGCCUGCAUCAAUUCGGCUUUUCCUCCCACAUAUAGUUAACACGCUGUAAUAGCACAGGAAUAUUGUUAAACGAGGCAUUCAACACGCGCACCCAGCCUAAAGGCUAACCAGGUCGGCUAUUACGUAGCGAAACUUAGAACAAUAUCGAGAGAUAUGGUUAACGUCCGUGUUCCCGUCCGAUGCAGUUGUGAAAAUACAGCACAAAAAGAUUCACGAUAUCUAACACCAUGGUUCAAGCUGACACCUAAAGGAAACACAGUAGUGGAAGUACGGCUUGACGCAUGUUCCUCGAUCAGGCUUCAGCUGGGUAUCUACACUGGUGGAACAGGCAAGAUGCAGGCAGAUGAAAACUCGACAUUCCAUUCUUCUUGCCACCCUGCAAGUUGGUCUUCAGCAGCGUCAAGCUGCGAGGAGACACAUGGCACGAUCUUCAGUAUCUAUGACUUGAGAACACGUCGAGGUGGACAGGAGGUGCAGGAUGCCCUGAGAGACCACGGGGAACUUUGGAUUCAGAACAACUGGACGGACUGGUCAAAUACAACAAACGGAUAUGACUGUGCUACUAUAGUCAACGGAAGCAUUACCUUUACACAGACCAACUGCAGCGCGUUACGACACUACCUGUGUAUUUCCAAUGACACUUGGCGAGGAAAUGGUUCACAAUGUGUCCAAACUACAACCAUGCCAUGGAUAUUUGAGUCUUCGACAUUUAAUCAAACAUCCCCUACACCACCAGCUGCAGACACAUCACCAAGCGUCACCAUGGUGUGUGUCCUUGUAGGGAUGUUGCUGUUUGCCAUAGCCGUCAUCAGUGUUGUCAUCAUUAAGAUGAGAAAGAGAAGGUUUCUUCACAACACGUCUUCCAUGAAUGCAAGCUUAACCACAGUGUCUUCAGUACCGGAAUAUGAUCCUGAUCUGCAACCUGAAAGUCCGAUGAUUUUCUACACCGGUUCCUCCUUCGGAGAGAAUAUGUACACCGCAGCAGUUGACCAAAUACAAGCAGACUACUAUAACAUGAUAGACGACUUCACCACGGACCAGCAACCGUCAAUGAGCCUCACGUCAAGCAUCCCGACGACUGCAAGGGUGCAAGGUCCAUGCGCAUAUCCAUCUGAUCGCAAGUGCGGAGAGUCAUCAAAUAGCUAUUACGAGAUACAGGGUGACAGGUCCACAAAGUGCACGGAUUCCUCAUGUUAUAAAGGAGAAGGGCGUCAGUCCGUGCUGUCAACGUCUGGCUUGUACUCCGAAAUAGACGACAACGGAACGGACACCGACAUCAGAGGCGUUCAGCCGGAUCACUACGCCUAUUUACACGCAUUGAACCGUGCCUCGGAAGCACCAUCUCUGACAAACAGCGGUAUCUACGAUAUUCCGAAUGAUCCUGCUACCGACUCUCACGAUAGAAGACAGUUGGUAAGUGGCGAGUACGCUGUUCCGUACGCCUGUUCAGAUGGCCUCAACACAAACCUACAUCUUCCAGAGUCGCUUGAUGACAAGUGUACCCAACAAUCUGCAAGGAGUUCCUUGUUAUCACGUUGUUCGACGGAACCUAAUCAUUAUGACACACCGAAUGACCUUUAAAUCGCCGUAAGCAGGAAGGUCAAACAUUGCCUGAAACAGUAUACUAUUCCCUUAUACGCCUAUGAUUUGUUGGGUAAUGUGUAUAAUUGAAAAUGUAUGUAUGUAAA